Folsomia candida is the source of this 2965-nucleotide messenger RNA. RefSeq lists its product as uncharacterized. Lineage: Eukaryota; Metazoa; Arthropoda; Collembola; Entomobryomorpha; Isotomidae. The transcript has 8 exons. The record is from RefSeq and is a predicted model, not a curated record. Bases 1071 to 1886 code for a protein of 271 amino acids.
GUUUCGUCAAAAUCGGAGCGAGACCUCUGGCGUCGUCGCAUUGCCGAUUAAGGGGCCUAAGUUUAUACCAAAGUUUGUCCCUGGCUUAUGGUAAAUUUGCUCCCUAGCAAGGCACAUUUCAAGUUGCCAAAAAACAUGAAGGUUCAGCUAAGAUGACGAUUUUGCAUAUUAAUUUAAGAUUCGAAAGUCAGGCUAUUAAAAUUAAAAAUUGUCCAGUAUGUCUGCUCAAAUUCAUACAAAAAUAAUUACCCAUGAAAUACAAAUAAUAUCUAGCAGUUUAAUGUUAGGUACAUAUAAACAAAAACUUUUUUUUAAUCUUCAAUAGACAAAAGGUCCAUUAUACCUAGUGGAAAGCUAGCGACCGAGCCCGGGCCCCUGCGGGCCCCGGGCCUGGUAUUUGCUGCCACCAUAUACCACUGUUGGUACGGUACUGGUGCUGCUUAAACAAGUCGAAAGCAGUGAAAUUGUUGACGACUUGUUUGAAAUAAAAAUUAAAAAGUGCUCAAUUUGUGGCUCGUCACGAGGUCAUUGCCACAUGACUAAGUCGCAACACCGCUCCUUUCGCUAGCUCGUCGUGACGAAUCCUCCGGUUCGGAAAAGCCUGCAGAUUUGUCCCCCUUGUCGGCAACAUUUGGACCAAUUAAGCAAACUGAAGGAGGAAAUGGAGAAAUUGAGCGGGACGAUAGACGAGAUGGUGAAAUUAAUCAGGUUGAAGAUGAAAUAUCAAGACGGGCGCAAAACGGCGAGGAGGAGAAAGAGCGAUUCAGAUCCAUCAUACUUGAAUGACAAGAUGAGCUUAUUGUCCACACUUUCUGAAAAUCUUGCCAGUGACGACGACGUAAAACCAGUAAUUCUGAAUUAUGAAGAUGACCAGCUUGAUAGUUGCUUGAAUGAAGAGCGAAGACUUAUUGAAGAGGGAAUAAUACUGCAACCAGAUGAACGCCCAGAAAUCAAACGUAAACAACCUGGGCCCUGGAGAAAAACAAGGAAGAGGAAAGGAGACGAAAUUGUACCAGAAAAUGUAAAGAAAGGGAAAACAGGAAAAUGAUAGUAAAAUAAAGGACAGAGAUAUGACCAGCUUCUUAAAAAUCGAACGGAAGAAAGAAGAAGAAAAUAUCCAGAAAUGGGCUUUAUGCAUAUUUUCAGACAAUGAGGCUGCGUGGCGACAGUGUGACGAUGCAGAAAUGAUCCUUCCCGACGGCAAUGAUAACAAUAACGGCAGUAAUAAAUUUAUUACCGAGGCUGAAACCACGGAAGCUUUUUUGCCUUCAGAUUACUCGUCGGGGGUCGAGUUAACACCAAUUAUUCGACCUCUACCAACCCCACAUGUACAUUUAUUUAUUUCGGGAAAACCAUUCAUCCCAGGUUCAGAAGCCGUCUGCCCAAACUGUGGAACGCGAUCGAGGGAUUUGCAUUUCUGCGAGUACUGCAAAAUUCGAUUCUCGGAUGCCACAAAAAUUAUCAAGGUUGGAAAACAAGUGGAAAGAGCUGAACUGGGCGAGUUACUUGAUGGAAGUGGAAACGAGGACAGUAACGAUGGUCAAAAUCUAGGGUCGAGUCAAUCGGGUGAAGUCGAAAUUCAGCUUUCAUCCGAAAAAUUAGCACCUGCGAAACCGCCACCAUCUAAUUUUUCACCUGACACAAAAAUAACCCUUCAGUGUCGCACCGUCAACGUGGGGACUAAUCAAAUUCAGGCUGCCGGUUUGAAUGGAUUUCUUCUUGUGACCAUUUGCAAGGAGGGGGUCAAAUUCGCAAUGCCGCACACUCAAUUCGGUUCAUUUAUUUACACUCUCAAUAAUUUUUUGAAAAUAUUGUUACCGGCGGAGGUACUAUGCAAUUCUACAGCUCGGGUAAUAAUUUAUCACCGAAGGGUAGCAUAUAUAUAGAGGCUAAAUCCUGCGCAGCCCCUAAUAUCAACGCUCAGGUAAUAAAAAUAUUACCGAUUCCGGAGGCAAUUUCUUACACUCAGAAGACAAUUUGUUACUAUAUUGUGAUGUUACCACGCGGUAGGGUUGUACAGUAUCUCCGCGGUAACAAUUUUGUCACAAAAUUAUUGAGAGUGCACUUGAUUAUACAAUUUUUAAUGAACGUGCAUACUCACGGCAAUAUCUUGUUUCGCAUCGCAACUUUUUUUAGCAAACUUUCGAAGAUAAAAAAAAUCCUUUUUGUCGUGAGAUGAUUCGCGAUAUUUGACUUUGACAAAUAUCGCCAAUCUAUAAUUAGAAAUAGGUAUUUUAAUCUUGUUUCCAUCGAUUUCACUAAUUUUCUUUUGCUGGUGAGUUUUGUGAAGUAAGAACAAGCCCGAUCUGAGAUUGGGUAUCGGAGGUUUGCAAAAAAAACUCCCAAGGUAUUCCAGCAAAAGUUUUGCAAAUUUCUAACAAGUUAUGUUGCUAAGCUCAAUUUGCGAGAUAUGCGAAGGUUGACGUGAGUAUGCUCAAUAGCGAUUUAUUAUACACAUUUAUGUCAGCAUGCUAGAAGAUAACAGGUCGAAACUGUUAAUCUUAUCCACGAAGGAAGCCUGUAAAGUGUUGCAUACCGAUGAAUUCCAUUACCCAAUUUGAAAUUCAUCCUCGCGUGGUCUCCCUCAGCCUGCAGGCAAAAUCUUAUCUGGACAAGCUGAGAAUGUCGUUGGGAUUUAGUAGCAAUCCUGAAGACGCCAGCUACCACUAUCAUCCGCGCAGUAAAAAUCCCCAUCGGACGAAAAUUACCUUUAUUUCCAAAGAUAGCAUGAUGAACAGGAUGCCCAUGCUAAAGUUGCUCAUUCCCAGCCCAGCUUAUACACUUUAUGCACUUGAUAAAGUCCCGGGGAUCCAAUCUGAAAAGAUCAUCCGUUUAACUAGAAAGCGUUAAAAAACGGAAUUUAGCUCUUACAAAAUUCGAUCUGUGAUAAUUUCGUACUGUUUGAACACGUGUUUUGUUACCAACCUUGAAAAUUAGCAUGUUGAUAAACCUUGUAAAAAUAAUA